UUCCUAGUGAGGCUGAAGGGACGCAUCACCAGAGAUGGCUUUUAGAAGUCGAAUGGUACAUCAUUAACGAACACUGUAUUUCAUGAAGAUAUUGGUGGCAAGUAAAAAGUUCUAGCGACUAAAGAAGACGGGAGCGGUGGACGGAAGCCGUCGCAAGCGGUGUCUGUCACGUGCGACGCGCUACGGCCGCCUGCUUCCUUGCAGCAUUUUAUCGUCCCUGCAGCUUAUGCUAGCGUGCUAGCUAUAGCUCAUUUGUAAAUAUUAGCCAGAUAGCUAACGUUAGCGACAUCUGGUCCUGUUAAAAAUGGCCACCAUGGAGAAACUGAUGAAAGCCUUUGAGUCUCUCAAGUCAUUCCAGCAACAACAAGGACCACCGUCGGCUGAAGAGCUCGUGCAGAAACAGAAAAAAGAUCUUGCUACCACCAAAAAGGAUCGGGUGACCCACUGUCUGACGAUAUGUGAAAAUAUUGUGGCACAGUCUCUAAGUGCUGGGAUCAGAACCUCACCAGAGUUCCAGAAGCUGCUGGGCAUUGCCAUGGAGAUGUUCCUGCUGUGCACUGACGACAAGGAGUCUGAUGUCAGGAUGGUGGCGGACGAGUGCCUCAACAAAAUCAUCAAAGCAUUGAUGGACUCCAACUUGCCCAGGCUGCAGCUGGAGCUGUACAAGGAAAUCAAGAAGAACGGUGCCUCCCGGAGUCUGCGUGCUGCCUUGUGGAGGUUCGCCGAGCUGGCCCAUCUCAUCCGGCCACAGAAGUGCAGACCCUAUCUAGUGAAUCUUCUACCCUGCUUGACACGAAUCGCAAAGCGGCAAGAGGAAACGGUUCAAGAAACGUUAGCCGCCGCUAUACCCAAGAUUAUGUCUGCCCUGGGCCAUUUUGCCAAUGACGGAGAGAUCAAGGUGCUGCUUAAGGCAUUUGUCGCUAACCUGAAGUCCAGCUCCCCCACCAUCCGCAGGACCGCAGCUAGCUGUGCUGUCAGUGUGUGCCAACAUUCACGCAGAACACACUACUUUUACACCUGGCUCCUGAACGUGCUGCUAGGUCUGGUGGUGCCGGUGGAUGAGGAGCGGCCUAGUCAUCUGAUCCUCGGCGUGCUGCUCACCCUGCGCUACCUGAUGCCUCUGCUCCAGCAGCAAGUGCCCAACACCAGCCUCAAGGGCAGCUUCGGCGUCAUGCGCAAAGAGACCGACAUCUCCCCGUCCCCAGAGCAGCUAGUACAGGUGUACGAGUUGACAUUACACUACACCCAGCACUGUGACCACAACGUGGUGACGGCGUCGCUAGAGCUGCUGCAGCAGGUGUUCCGCACGCCACCCCCGGAGCUGCUGCACGUGCUCAUCACCCCCGGGUCACUGUCGCGCCCCAUGGUGGAGGGCCGAGCCCGUAGUGGCAGCAUCGUGGAUCUCAUCGCUGGUGGAGGCUCGUCGUGGAGCCCGCUUGUCCUCAGGAAGCAGAAAGGAAAAGUGCUGUCAGGAGAAGAGGAGGGGUUAGAGGAUGACCCUGAAACCAGGCCGGAGGUCACGGGUUCCUUUACUGCCUCUGUAGGCAGUGAGUCUGGCAGUGAGGUCUCCGCUCCGUCGUCUUCAGGCGUGUCCUCGUUGACGUCAACUGACAUCAUCACGCAGCAGCCUCGCUCCUCCCAGCAUGCCUUGCAGCCAGGGGACUCGGUGGAGCUCAGCAGCACGUCUGAACAGGGCGUGGGAGCCGGCGGAGGCGUGGGCAGCGACAGUGGUCCAGACGAGGGCGAAGACGACGCCAUGGACGAGGACAUGCUGAGCCGCAGCUCCAGCCAGAUCAGCGGCGGCGGGGGAGGAAGCGGCGCGCCCACAGCCACCGCGGCGACCAGCGAAGAGUCCGUGGCGGACGACGGCAACUCUAGGAAGGACCCGCAACAGCAAGGGCCCUCGGUUGCCCAGAGCGACAGCUCCCAGACCACCACGGAGGGGCCGGACUCGGCCGCCACGCCGUCGGAGUGCCCCGAGCUCGUCCUGGAUGGCAGUGAAAGUCAGUAUUCGGGGAUGCAGAUCGGGACACUACAGGACGAGGAGGAGGACGGGACGGCCCCUCCCUCAGAUGGGCCCCUGGAACCUUUCGCCCAUUCAGUGUUGGCCCUCAGCAAGCCCCACCUGAUGGAGGGCAAAGGCCACAACAGACAGGCAUCUGACAGCAGCGUGGACCGCUUCAUACCAAAGGAGGAGCCAGUGGAACCCACAGACCCUGAAAUCAAGCCGUCCAGGAUAAAGGGGGAGAUUGGACACUACACUGAUGCAAAGGAGGAGCCUCUGGUCCACUGCGUGCGCCUGCUUGCUGCGUCUUUUCUACUAACUGGACAGAAAAAUGGGCUGGUGCCUGACAAGGAGGUGCGCGUGAGUGUGAAGGCCCUGGCUGUGAGUUGCGUGGGGGCGGCUGCUGCACUCCAUCCUGAGGCCUUCUUCAACACUCUCUACCUGGAGCCCUUGGAGGGCAUGGCACUGGAUGAGCAACAGUACAUCAGUGACGUCCUGAAGUACGUGGAGCACGGCGAUCCCCAGAUUCGGGGAGCCACUGCCAUCCUGUGUGGCGCCCUCAUCCAGGCCAUGCUCCUCAAGACGCGCUUCAGCGUGGAAGCCUGGCUGGCCAACGUCCAGAGCUCCACCGGGAACCCCAUCUCUCUGGUGGACUUGGUGCCUUUGCUGCAGAGGGGUUUGCGGGAUGAGUCAUCGGUGACGUGCAAGAUGGCUUGUGGUGCAGUGAGGCACUGCAUCAUGGCUCUGAGUAGCAGCACUUUCAGUGAGCUGGGUCUGCAGCUGCUGAUCGACCUCCUGGGCCUGAGAGACUGCUCCUACUGGCUCGUCCGCACAGAGCUGCUGGAGACGGUGGCGGAGAUUGACUUCAGAUUGGUUAAUUUCCUGGAGAGGAGAACGAAUAGUUUGCACAAAGGGGACCAUCAUUACACUGGGUUACUCCGACUUCAGGAAAGGAUCCUUGGUGAUGUCAUCAUCUAUCUCCUGGGAGAUGAGGACCCCAGGGUCAGGCAUGUUGCUGCUGCCACUGUCAACAGGGUGAUAUCGCGGCUGUUUUACGACUGCGACCAGGCACAGGCAGACCCUGUGGUGGCCAUAGCCCGCGAGCAGAGCAGUGUGUACCUACAGCUCCUGAUGCACGAGACCCAGCCUCCCUCCCAGUUCACUGUCAGCACCAUUACCAGGACAUACAGAGGCUACAACCUAUCCCAGGGUGUGUCUGAUGUGACCAUUGAGAACAACCUGUCCCGCGUCAUCAGCGCCGUGUCGCACGCCUUCACCUCCUCCACCUCCAGAGCGCUCACGUUUGGCUGCUGCGAGGCGCUCUCCCUGCUCAGCUCCAGCUACCCCGUGUGCAGCUGGAGCACAGGCUGGCACUGCGACUACGUCAGCUCCACCAUCAGCCACCUCAACCGCUCCAGCCAGUACCGUGGCCGAGGCCGUUCGCACAGCCUGUCCCAGUCCAGCACUGCCGAGGAGCCCAGGAGGAGCCUGAUGGUGGGCAUGGCCAACAUGGUGCUGUCGCUGCUCUCCUCCGCCUGGUUCCCUCUCGACCUCUCCGCCCACCAAGACGCCCUGCUGCUGGCCGGGAACCUGCUGGCCGCCGCCUCUCCCAAGUGCAUGAAGAGCCCGUGGAGUGGCGAGGAGGAGGCCACCGCUGCCGCCAGCAAGCAGGACUCGGAGCCCUGGCCGGCGCUCGGAGACCGCCUCCUCAUCGGCAUGGUGGAGCAGCUCUUCUCACACCUCCUCAAGGUCCUCAACAUCUGCGCCCACGUGCUGGACGACACGGCGCCUGGACCCGCUGUCAAGGCCACACUGCCCUCCCUGGCCAAUCCUCCCUCUCUGAGUCCCAUCCGGAGGAAGGGCAAAGACAAGGACACCGUUGAGCCCAGCGCAGCCCCCAUGAGCCCAAAGAAGGGAGGAGACCCCAACGCAGGCCGGCCAGCAGACAGCACGGUUGCAGCCCCUGUGAACAAGUCCACCUCUGUGGGCAGCUUCUAUCACCUGCCUCCAUAUUUGAAGCUUUAUGACGUCCUGAAGGCCACCUAUGCCAAUUAUAGGGUUACACUGGAUCUCCACAGCACUAAUGAGAAGUUUGGUAGUUUCCUGCGCUCCACCCUGGAUGUGCUCUCUCAGCUUCUGGAGCUGGCGACUUUACAUGACAUUGGAAAAUGUGUGGAGGAAGUCCUGGGCUACCUGAAGUCUUGCUUCUCUAGAGAACCGACACUGGCCACCGUCUGUGUGCAGCAGCUACUGAAGACUUUGUUUGGGACCAACCUGGCGUCCCAGUACGAGGGGGCGGCCUCCCACCCCUGCCGCUCCCAGGGCAAGGCCCUGCGUCUGGGCUCGUCCAGCCUGCGGCCGGGCCUCUACCACUACUGCUUCAUGGCCCCCUACACCCACUUCACCCAGGCCCUCGCAGACGCCAGCCUCAGGAACAUGGUGCAAGCCGAACAGGAGCAGGAUGCUUCAGGGUGGUUUGAUGUCAUGCAGAAAGUGUCCAGUCAAAUGAGGUCCAACAUCACCAAUGUCACCCGCCACAGAGGAGACAAGAAUGUGAUCCACAACCACAUCCGUCUGUUUGAGCCGCUGGUGAUCAAGGCCCUGAAACAGUACACCACCAGCACGUCUGUGGCGCUGCAGAGGCAGGUGCUGGACCUGCUGGCUCAGCUGGUGCAGCUCCGCGUCAACUACUGCCUGCUGGACUCGGACCAGGUCUUCAUUGGGUUCGUUCUCAAGCAGUUUGAGUAUAUUGAAUUGGGCCAGUUCAGGGAUUCGGAGGCGAUUGUGCCCAACAUUUUCUUCUUUCUGGUACUGCUGUCGUACGAACGCUACCACUCCAAGCAGAUUAUCAGCAUACCAAAGAUCAUCCAGCUGUGUGAUGGCAUCAUGGCCAGUGGGAGGAAGGCAGUUACUCAUGCCAUCCCUGCUCUGCAGCCAAUAGUCCAUGAUCUGUUUGUUCUGCGGGGCUCAAACAAAGCGGACGCGGGUAAAGAGCUGGAGACCCAGAAAGAGGUGGUGGUCUCUAUGCUGCUGCGCCUCAUACAGUAUCAUCAGGUGCUGGAGAUGUUCAUCCUGGUACUUCAGCAGUGUCACAAAGAGAAUGAAGACAAGUGGAAGAGGCUCUCCCGUCAAAUUGCAGACAUCAUCCUCCCUAUGAUUGGCAAACAACAAAUGCAUCUGGACUCUCAUGAAGCACUGGGUGUGCUCAACACACUCUUCGAGACUGUGGCUCCCUCCUCACUGAGGCCCGUGGACAUGCUGCUCAAGAGCAUGUUUGUCACUCCAGCUACCAUGGCGUCUGUGGGCACGGUGCAGUUAUGGGUGUCUGGCAUCCUGGCCGUGCUGCGCGUGCUCAUCUCCCAGUCCACAGAGGACAUCGUGCUGUCCCGGGUGCAGGAGCUGUCCCUGUCCCCCUACCUGCUGUCCUGCUCCACCAUCCGCCGCCUCCACAGUGAGGUGGCCGCCCAGGCAGCGCCGCCGCCGCAGCCAACCCUCACCCAGGAAACCAAUGGAGAGCCUCAACGCUACCCGCCUGAGGAGACCUUUGCCAGGUUCCUGCUGCAGCUGGUGGGUGUGUUAUUGGAGGACAUCUCCAGUAAGCAGGUGAAGGUGGACAUGAGCGAGCAGCAGCACACCUUCUACUGCCAACAGCUGGGCACCCUGCUUAUGUGCCUCAUACACAUCUUCAAGUCAGGAAUGUUCCGGAGGAUCACGGCGGCCGCCACCAAGCUGCUGAAGGCCGAGGGAGGGGGCCCGGGCCCGGGCCCCGGGGCAGGCGAGGGCUGCUUCUACAGCCUGGAGGGGCUCAAUGCACUGCUGCUGCGCCUCAUCACCACCCACCCGCCCCUGGUGCUGCUCUGGUGCCAGGUGCUGCUCAUCAUCAACUACACCAACUACACCUGGUGGUCCGAGGUGCAUCAGACGCCACGGAGACACAGCAUGUCCGGCACCAAACUGCUAAGCCCCCACUCAUCUGGGGAGGGCGACGAGGAGCGGCAAGAGAGCCGUCUGGCCAUGUGCAACAGGGAGAUUGUCCGCCGGGGGGCGCUGAUCCUCUUCUGUGACUAUGUGUGCCAGAACCUGCACGACUCUGAACACCUGACGUGGCUGACGGUGAACCAUGUGCAAGACCUGAUCAGCCUCUCCCAUGAGCCUCCAGUUCAGGACUUUAUCAGUGCUGUCCACCGCAACUCUGCCGCCAGUGGCCUCUUCAUCCAGGCCAUCCAGUCCCGCUGUGACAAUCUCACGAAUCCCACCAUGCUAAAGAAGACCCUGCAGUGUCUGGAGGGCAUGCACCUCAGCCAGUCGGGGGCGCUGCUCAUGCUGUACGUGGACAAGCUGCUGAACACGCCCUUCAGGGUGCUGGCGCGCAUGGUGGACACACUGGCCUGUCGCCGGGUGGAGAUGCUGCUGGCCGAGACACUGCAGAACAGCAUAGCUCAGCUACCCGUGGAGGAGUUGGACAGGAUCCAGGAGUACCUGCAGAGCAGUGCGCUGGCCCAGAGGCAUCAGAGGUUCUACUCCCUGCUGGACAGGUUCCGAGCCACUGUUGCCGAGGAUACUACAAGCCCCACCCCUCCUGUCAGCCCCCACCCAUUAGAUGGGGAGCCGCCUCCUCCACCGCAGAGUAUUGUAGCCAAUAAGGAGUGGUAUUUGACAUUAGUGAAGUCUCAGUGUUGUCUGAGUAAUGAAGGGGCCUUGUUUGAAACAACUGACCUGCUGACCAGAUUGCCUCAAGAAGACCUCAGCACCAUCUUGGCCUGCAAGGAGUUCAACAUCGCCCUGCUGGGCCCCUGCCUGAGUGUUGGGGUGCAGAGGCUUACACAGGGGCAGGGUGGGGUGCUGUUGGACACUGCUCUUCAGGUGACCAUGGACCGCCUGGCUGCCGCCAUAGAGCAACUCCCCACCCCUCACCGACCCUUCCUGCCCCCCAGUGAUGCUGAGACAGAUCCUGACGGAUACUGGAACAAACUCAGUGAUGUCUACAGCGAUCCAAACGCAUACCAGACAGUGCUGAAUCUGUGUGGUACUCUGAGUCAGUACUUGCUCUCCCUGCCAAAGCUGCCGCCAGCCCUCCAAAUCACCCUCCAGAGAGAGGCCCUGGUGGCCUCCUUCACUACGCUCACCAUGGAGGCGGUGGUGUGGAGACUGCUGCAGGACCAGCUCCCCCUGAGCGUGCAGCUGCAGUCGGCCCUGUCCUGCGUGUGCCUGGCCCUGCAGCAGCCGGCCGUGUGGAGCCUGCUGGCCUCCAGCGCCUACCUCACCCACGCCAUCUCCAUCAUCCACUGCGUACGGCUGCUCAUCCACGCAGUCGCUGUGGGCCCUGGAGACCAGCUGCUUCGGCCAGAGAGGAAGCGGUCCCACUCCGAGUCUGCAGAGGAUGAAGUAGACUCAACCAAAGACAAUGUAAGCAAGCAGCAGGCAUGCAAGGUGAUGGUUGAGCUGGUGGAGGGCCUCCAGACGGUCCUCUUCCUGGGCCACCCUCGAAACAGCCCCAUCCCAGCAUUCCUGACGCCCACGCUGCGCAACAUCAUCAUCAGCCUCGCCCGGCUGCCCCUCGUCAACAGCUACACCCGCGUGCCACCACUGGUCUGGAAGUUGGGCUGGUCCCCCAGGCGUGGUGGUGAGUUUGGCACGUCGCUGCCCGAGAUCCCUGUCGAGUUCCUGCAGGAGAAGGACGUCUUCAGGGAGUUCCUCUAUCGCAUCAACACGCUUGGGUGGAGCAGUCGGACGCAGUUUGAGGAGACCUGGGCCACGCUGUUGGGGGUGCUGGUCACCCAGCCAAUUGCCAUGGACCAGGAGGAGGAGAGUCCGCAGGAGGAGGACCUAGAGCGGACUCAGAUCAAUGUGCUUGCAGUGCAGGCCAUCACGUCUCUGGUGUUGAGCGCCAUGACCCUGCCUGUGGCAGGAAACCCAGCCGUCAGCUGCCUGGAGCAGCAGCCACGCAACAAGACCCUCAAAGCCCUUGAUACUAGACUAGGUAAGAAGCUGAGUGUGAUCCGUGGUGCAGUGGAGCAGGAGAUCCAGUCCAUGGUGUCCAAGCGGGACAACGUGUCCACACACUUCCCCUACCAGGCCUGGGACCCCGUGCCCUCCCUGACGUCCUCCUCCGCAGGGACCCUGAUUAGCCAUGAGAAGCUCCUUCUGCAGAUCAACACUGAGAGGGAGAUGGGGAAUAUGGAGUAUAAGCUGGGACAGGUGUCCAUCCACUCUGUGUGGCUGGGCAACAACAUCACCCCACUGAGGGAGGAAGAGUUGGACGACGACGAGGAGGACGAGGCGGAUGCCCCAGCACCGGCAUCACCACCGACCUCUCCCAUCAACUCAAGGAAGCAUCGUGCGGGGGUGGACAUCCAUUCCUGUUCCCAGUUCCUGCUGGAGCUCUACAGUCAAUGGAUCCUGCCUGGAAGCUCCAGCAACCGCAAGACCCCAGUCAUCCUCAUCAGUGAGGUGGUCCGAUCGCUGCUGGCAGUGUCGGACCUGUUCACUGAGAGGAAUCAGUUUGACAUGAUGUUCUCCACCCUGCUGGAGCUGCAGAGGGUCCACCCACCCGAGGAUGAAAUCCUCAAUCAGUAUCUGGUGCCGGCCAUCUGCAAGGCCGCAGCUGUGUUGGGCAUGGAUAAGGCCACCGCGGAGCCAGUGUGUCGGCUGCUGGAGACCACUCUGCGGAGCACCCACCUGCCCAGCCGCAUCGGGGCGCUGCACGGUGUCCUGUACGUGCUGGAGUGCGACCUCCUCGAUGACACCGCCAAGCAACUCAUACCCACUGUCAGCGAAUAUCUGCUGUCUAACCUCAAAGGCACUGCAAACUGUGUGAACCUACAUAAUCAGCAGCAUGUGUUGGUGAUGUGUGCUGUGGCGUUCUACAUGAUGGAGAACUACCCCUUGGAUGUGGGUUCAGAGUUCAACGCUGGUGUCAUUCAGCUGUGCGGGGUGAUGUUGUCGGCCAGUGAGGAGGCUACGCCGUCGGUCAUCUACCACUGCGUGCUGCGGGGGCUGGAGCGGCUGCUGCUGUCGGAGCAGCUGUCCCGCGUGGACGCCGAGGCGCUGGUCAAGCUGAGCGUGGAGCGCGUCAACAUGCCCAGCCCCCACCGCGCCAUGGCCGCCCUGGGCCUCAUGCUCACCUGCAUGUACACAGGUGACCCGGACGAUGCAGGAAAGGAGAGGACAAACCUCAGCCAGCCAGCAGAUGGCGACCCCACCGCCACAGACAGUGAGACGGUUAUUGUUGCAAUGGAACGCGUCUCAGUGCUCUUUGACAGGAUUCGUAAAGGUUUCCCUUGUGAAGCUCGCGUGGUCGCACGGAUUCUCCCCCAGUUCCUGGACGACUUCUUCCCCCCACAGGAUGUCAUGAACAAGGUCAUUGGAGAAUUCCUGUCUAAUCAGCAGCCUUACCCCCAGUUCAUGGCCAGCGUGGUCUACAAGGUGUUCCAGACGCUCCAUGCCACAGGCCAGUCCUCCAUGGUACGUGACUGGGUGCUGCUGUCCCUGUCCAACUUCACCCAGCGUACCCCCGUAGCCAUGGCGAUGUGGAGUCUGACCUGCUUCUUUGUCAGCGCCUCCACCAGCCAGUGGAUCUCUGCUCUGCUGCCUCACGUGGUGAGUCGCAUGGGCAGAUCGGACACGGUGGAUGUCAGCCUCUUCUGCCUGGUGGCCAUGGACUUCUACCGGCACCAGAUUGACGAGGAGCUGGACCGCCGUGCCUUCCAGUCCGUCUUCGAGAUGGUGGCCUGCCCCGGCAGCCCCUACCACCAGCUGCUGUGCUGUCUCCAAAGCAUCCACCAGGACACUCCGCUAUGAGAAGACCCCCCCCCCCCCCCACCCCACCCAACCCAACCCAAACCAACACACAGCCCAGCCGUGCAUGUGGACACCUCGCUAUGUCACAGUAUAGCGCAGUCAGUAUGUCAUGGCUUCACCAAGACUCCUCCCCACGACACCCUGUAGCUCACGCGCGCUGGGUUGUCUAUUUGUUGGCCAAAGGCCCAUCUGCCGUGCACACCAGGAUGCAUUGUCACAACAAAAACUCAACCGGCCUCGAAGCAUUUCUAGAAUCACUGUGAGGUACUCUCCCCACAAUGCCUGGGGAUUCCUUGCCAAGUCAUUGGCACAAAGUAGACCAAGAAGUGGUAGUGAAACCCCUAGGAAAAGUCUGAACACGUUGUGAUGGAAACCUCACAUACAGGUCGCCAUGAUGCUUAAAGCAGUGGCAGACCUCUGCAUGAUGACGCAUUUCUCAAAAUUGGGCCCCUGAGCGCAUGGUGUAUAGAGGCAGUCAGAUGGAGUGGACUGACAGUUGAACCUUCCCCCGAAACUUAGAUCUGUGUCUCAAUCAACAAGGUCUGACUAAGACCUUCACGUAUGCCAGACGGCCAUCCGGUUUUGGCGCAGGCUGUAUAAAUUACCCUUCAGCUGACAAAGGCCUUGCUUAGAAAUGGCCUACAUCUCAAUCCCCAAGUCUUUUCCAGUCCCAUCAAGAUUCACUCUGUUUGUCACCUUAGUCUGAGACUCAGAGGGUUAACUCUGACUUCAGUGGUUUCACUCAGUCUUUCUCAGCUUCCCUCCUUCUGUCUGUCUUUGUCUGAAUAUGAAAAAAAUAACAUUCCUUUUUUGUUAUUAUGGUUUGCACGAACAUUGCAUUGCUCUAUGGAUCUGUCCUCCAGCACUUGAACACUGAACAGAAAAUAUUAAUUAUAACUUAAUUUGUAUGUAUAUUCUCUCCGGAAAGGAGAAUGCUUGAGCUAUGGCAUUAUUAAAAAAUAAUGAAUAAAUAUGACAAAGGAUGUAGUAUAUUUAAAAGCAGGAUGUGGUUAAUACUAUUUUUUGGUGUCGUUUUGGUUAGAGAAAGUUGUCAGAUUUGAUCUCAAGGGGGCUUUCUUCCAAAGGGGGUUGGAAAGUACACUGUCUUAUGUGUAUGUGAAGCUCUCUUUUUAUUAUUUUGGUCACUUUUCAAUACUGGACUGCCCUUGACUGAGAGUGAAAUGGAAAGCUCCACUGCAAAGCUGAAGGUUUGGUAAAAGCCAUAGUACCCACUCUUUAUGUUCCUCUAUUGAUUGUAUUGUCGUGGUGGACAACAUUAUUGUUUGUUGUUGAGCAUGUUGCAACAAGUUGUUUGUCCAUUAAGGCAACUGCCUUGAUUAGUGUGACUGUUUUCAAAUCUCAGGACACGAGAUGUGAUUAUUGAUCCAUGAAAUCACUAGAAGUUAUAUUUUAAUGGCGGAAGUGUGUCUAUAUUGUGUAAGAUGUGUAUGAAGGAGUACCUGAAACUGGAGGGACUUGUGUUUCGUUGAGGAAAAGCAGGCCAUCUAGUUGUCCUUUUGCUACUGUUUGUCAUGAACACAACGUCAUAGACACAAACCUCUAAAUACCCUGUUUGUUUGUUUUUUGUUUUCAUUUUUUAAUUAUUAUUUUUUUGAGGUCUGUGUCACGCUUCAUUUAUCUAUUGAACGGCAGGAUUCUCAUCAUGGGCAACUGUCUCAGCACUACUGAAUAUUGGGGAAAAAACAUUGACAAUAAAU
Messenger RNA from Engraulis encrasicolus (European anchovy), 11523 nucleotides. It is a transcript of the gene htt, whose product is annotated as huntingtin. The transcript is spliced from 67 exons. Lineage: Eukaryota; Metazoa; Chordata; Actinopteri; Clupeiformes; Engraulidae. Bases 305 to 9805 code for a protein of 3166 amino acids. Gene Ontology annotation, cellular component: nucleus; cytoplasm. The record is from RefSeq and is a predicted model, not a curated record.